Prunus avium (sweet cherry) is the source of this 706-nucleotide messenger RNA. It is a transcript of the gene BRK1, whose product is annotated as BRICK1. Gene Ontology annotation, cellular component: SCAR complex. Gene Ontology annotation, biological process: cell motility; regulation of actin polymerization or depolymerization; actin filament organization. NCBI's taxonomy places the organism in Eukaryota, Viridiplantae, Streptophyta, Magnoliopsida, Rosales, Rosaceae. The record is from RefSeq and is a predicted model, not a curated record. Gene Ontology annotation, molecular function: protein-containing complex binding.
ACCCACCUCACCUCAAACUUCAAACCCUUCCACUCAUUUUUUCCAAACUCCAAAUAAAUAAAUAAGACAAAAAACACAGGAAGAAAUAAAGGAAGGAAACCUGCCAUCUUCACACCACCAUAUCAUACAAAGGCAUUAAAAAUCAAUUUGCUCCAUUCUAUAAAAAAGUUAAAAAAAUUCAACUUACUCCAAUCAAAGGCCAACAACAACAAAAUAAUGAAGGAUGUAUGUACCCACCUGAGUUGAUCCUUUCCUUUGAUUGCCUUUAUAGUAGAUUUGCUGGGUGAGCACCAAGUAGACAGAUCAAGAUGGCUCGGGCAGGUGGAAUAACAAACGCAGUGAACGUUGGAAUAGCGGUCCAAGCUGAUUGGGAAAACCGCGAGUUCAUCUCCCACAUUUCUCUCAAUGUUCGCCGCCUCUUCGAUUUCCUUGUCCAAUUCGAGGCUACAACAAAGAGCAAAUUGGCAUCACUGAAUGAGAAGCUUGAUGUAUUGGAACGAAAGCUAGAACUUCUUGAAGUUCAAGUGGGUACUGCAUCAGCCAACCCUUCUCUUUUUGCUCGUGAUGCUUAGCAGAUCAUGCCAUUCUUAUUAGAUUAUAAUAUACUGCUUUACUGUAAGCAUCCUCUUGUCUAUAGUGUGGACGUGAACUUAUUUCUUGGUCUUGUAGCCCAGUUCAAAAAGUAAUCUAUCCAUUUUUCUGCGUA